CAAAAGUCUAUGGAAGUAAACGGUAGAUAAAAAUCUACAAAAGCAUGGGUGCGGUUAAGGGUGUGCUGUCAUUUGUUAAAUAUCGUUGGAUCAAUACUCCCGCGCGCAAGGAUGUAGAAAACAUAGAUUGUUGUGAACAAGUUUUGUCCUGCGUAUCUGAAAUGGUCUACCUGACGAUCUAUACCUUUGCGCGCUUACUUUUAAAAUCGUCCAAGUAACUAGUUUGAUGAUUGCAAAUUUUUAUUUCUUUAUUAUAACAAUUAUGAAAGUUUCAUACGCGUACAUGAUAAUUUGUAACUAAUUAAUGUAUUUCGCAUUUAAUUAUUCUGAGAAAUGAUUAAAAUCAUUUAAUAGCUUGUCGUACAGGAUCAUGAAAUUAUUGUUAGCCUGUUAUUCAAUCCUUCGGUUGGCGCGAUGUGACGUCAGAAAAUUCAGGCGCAGAAUCACGCUCCACCAAGCUCCCGAUUACUUACGUACCGUCUCGAUUUUGCGGCUUAUAUUUCGCAAAACGUCUAGAAAUUCGAGCGUAAUUCGGUAAGAUUGAAAAUAUGAUCUGCUUUUGAGGGGAAGCCUCUUUGUGACAAUGGUUUAUGUCUUAAUCUUUUAUUUAAACAUAAAACUUCUCAAAAUGGCAUCUAAAGUAUUAGUUAAAUUACCGACAGUGUCUUUUCCACAAGAUAAAAAGCCACCAUCAGACAUAGUAACAUUACCGGAAAGAAAUGAGAAUUUAAAUCAAACUGUAAGACAUCAAAGCAUUAAUGUUGAUAGAGUUGCUCAGCUUGAGCAAAAUAUGAAAUUUCUACAAGAGCAACAUCAAGCGACGCUAGUUGCUUUACACCAAGAAGUAGAUUCAUUACGUCAAAAGAAUAGAGAUCUACAGUUUCAAUUAGUAUUUUCAAAAGGAUCAACUUGCGUAGCUAGUACUCCUUCUUCCCCUGAAGAUAAUGGAACUGGGUUCAUGAAAGCAAAGGGUAGCCCAGUGUGUGUAAACAUUUCAUCAUUACAGGUGGAACUUUUAGAGAAAGAUCUACAAGAUACUAAGACAUCGUUACAAGAGGCUAAAAAUCAGAACCAAUAUUUAUCUGAGAUCAUUGAACAACAAAAUAAAAAAUUACAAUCCAUUGAAGAAGAAACGGUAAAUAAACAAUCAUCGAUGAUAGACAUAGGAAUACAAGUGGAAAACAAAGUUGACCCAGCUCGAGCUGAAUUAGUUUCGCGUUUAGAAGUUACAGAAGCGCUUGUAAAACGGUUGCGUAAACGGAAUCAGGAUCAGCGGAAAGAAAUUGGAACGUUACAGGAAUCAUCGGCAAAUACAAGCGGUAAUAAAGGAGCCCGAUCUCGGGACAGUCAUCGUAGCCAUCGUAGCCGCGGAUCACCUACUAGUACCGCGCAAGAACAAGCUCCUAAUAAAUUUCCACCAUUACAGAGCCAAAGUUACUGGCAUCGUAGAGCACUUAGGAAUGGAAGGAAUCGACACGAUAAACAAGAUCAUCAGUCAGAAGUAGAUUCUACCGUAUUACCGCAACUUCUAAACGGAAACAUGAAAUCGGACACAAUGAUUUUCGAGUCUCCAUUUUAUCGGUCUCGAGGAUAUCGUAAUUAUUACCGCGAUGAGAGCAAUCGAAAAUAUAGGGGUCAAAGUUCUCAAAAAGAUCGUAGAGAUAGCGAUAACUAUCAUCAUCGACGAGAUUUUAAGGAUAGAAGUUCGAAGGUUCAUCAAAAAGAACUUGCAGACUCAACGGAAGGAUCGACGGAAGCUGAUAAUUCUACCGGUAGUAAAUCAUAAAGUAGAAGCAAUCUGCUAACUGCAUCCUAGACAAAUAGCAGAUUUUCUGUUCUCUACUUACAGGAAAUUACAAAUGACUAAGUAUUAUUAAAAAAGACUCUGGCAGUGCUGUAUUAAUUAAUAAGAAAUGAUCUACGUUUUCUUGUAUUCGCUUUAAUAAGAUAGAUAUCGUCAGCUAACUACAUAUAACUUGCUGUAGAUUAGUCAUAACAUCGGGUUGAGAUUAUACAAUUUUCAGUGUAAAAAUCUAGUCCAAUUUUACUCGUAUAGAUGUCUUAGUAUACAAGUAGAGGUUUCAUGCUUUAUCAAUUAAUAUCAAUUAUACAGUUACUUGUGCUUCUGCAAGACAAACGAAAAUAUGUGAUUAUUCCAUUUUUAUCAAAAGGAGCACAUAAUAAACAAGUAUCUUCCUUCUUGAUAAAAUAAAUUAUGUCAAGUAUGGUAAUGGUAUUUAUGAUGACAGUUAUGAUAAGAAUAAUGAUCAUGAUGAUAAUAACAACAGUGGUAACAGUAGUAAUAUUAGACAACAAAAAUAAUAGAGAUAUGACCAAUAUUUAUACGAUGCUUGUUUCUCAAACUUAAAAUGACCGAAGCUUAAGCUUAAUAUGCAUGUAUGUUUCGAUAUUGUGUAUGUAUGUAUGUACGUGUUUUACACUUUUCCUUUCAGAAUAUCGAAUAAUUAGCCAUACCGAUUAAAUGUUGUUUAUACAAUAAUUUGGUGCAGUUCUGUUUUAAAAAAAAAGGCAACAUAUUGAGGAACUGUUCAGAUCAAGUGUAUAUAGCAUGUGUAUUUUUUUAUAUUUUUUAUUGAGUUUAAGUAAUCAUCUAACUACGUAUACACUGUGUUUCAUAUGACAAGCGUGAGUUAUGAACAGAAAACAUAACUUUCCAUAUAAUUAUAUUUAAGUAUUAUUUAUUGUAAUUGUAAAAAGCUAUUAAACGUACCUUUCUGUUUUCCA
Osmia lignaria (orchard mason bee) is the source of this 2745-nucleotide messenger RNA. RefSeq lists its product as uncharacterized. The record is from RefSeq and is a predicted model, not a curated record. NCBI's taxonomy places the organism in Eukaryota, Metazoa, Arthropoda, Insecta, Hymenoptera, Megachilidae.